ACCUCUGGGUCAGCGUGGAGAUGUCAUUCAUAUAGCUGUGGAAGGCUUUAUCAGCUCUUGAGGAAACUUUCCCCUGCGCACACACUUACACCACUCCAGGCUGGAGCUGUAGUAGAGGAAAAUGGAGCCUGUAGAUCUCCUGGCAUUUGCCUCCACAGAAAUGAAUAGGACAACAGUCACCCUGGCUUUGCUGGUGGUCUUCCUGGUUCUGCUGUAUUGGUACUCUACCUCUGCAUUCUCCAAACUAAGCAAAGUAGGGAUCCGACAUCCUCCACCUCUUCCUUUCAUUGGAAACCUGCUCUUUUUCCGUGAGGGUUUUUGGGAAAGCCACACAAAACUCCUAACGGAGUAUGGACCUGUUUGUGGGUACUACAUUGGUCGCCAGGUGUUUGUGGUGGUCUCCACACCAGACAUGAUCAAGCAAAUCUUAGUGACUGACUUCAGUAACUUCACCAACAGAACUAAGCCGAACUUGAUUUCCAAGCCAAUGCUUGACAGCAUCCUUUGUCUUCGUGAUGACAGAUGGAAGUAUGUCCGGAGCCUCCUGACCCCAGCCUUCAGCAACACCAAACUGAAAGAGAUGACACCGCUAAUAAACCAGGCCUGUGACGUCCUGCUGUGUAACUUGAAAGUCUAUGCAGAUUCUGGCAAAGCUUUUGAUAUCCAGAGGUGUUACAACUGCUUUACCUUGGAUGUCGUUGGUAGUGUAGCUUUUGGUACUGAGGUGGAUUCUCAGAAGAAUCCCGAUGACCCCUUUGUUAAAAAUUGCAGAACGUUCUUUGAAAUGUCUUUGUUUAAGCCUCUCCUCAUCCUAAUCCUUUCUUUCCCAUUCAUAAUGAUACCAUUGCUCCGGAUUUUGCCAAACAAGAAACAAAAGGAACUGAAUGGAUUUUUUAUCCAAACCAUAAAAAAUGCAAUUGUCUUCAGAGACCAGCAAGAUGCAGCUGAGAGACGCAGAGAUUUUCUUCAGUGGAUGCUCGACUCUCGCGACUCAGCUGACUCCCUGGCAGCCGGGUGUUUGGAUGUGAUCAGUCCAUCUGCUGCUUCCAGACAGAACGAGGUGCCUGUUGCUGGCAGGGCCACACCUGAAAAGGUUCAGAAGACAUUAACGGAGGAUGAGAUAGCAGGCCAAGCUUUCCUGUUCCUGAUCGCUGGGUACGAGACCACCACCAGCACGCUCUCCUUUGCCACGUACUUACUAGCCACCAACCCAGAGUGCCAGGAGAAGGUGCUUCAGGAGGUUGAUGAGUUCUCAGCAAAACACAUGGUCCCUGAUUACCAAAAUGUACAAGAACUCCCUUAUCUGGACAUGGUGAUUGCAGAGACAUUGCGCAUGUACCCACCUGCAUUCAGGUUCACUCGGGAAGCAGCUAAAGACUGUGUAGUGCUGGGGCAGCGUAUUCCAGCUGGGGCUGUCAUUGAAACCGCAGUUGGACAUCUCCACCACAACCCUGAGUUCUGGCCAGAGCCUGAGAAGUUCAUUCCCGAGAGGUUUACAGAGGAGGCCAAGAAGGAACGACAUCCCUUUGCAUACCUGCCCUUUGGGGCAGGACCCCGUGGCUGCAUUGGCAUGAAGAUGGGUUUGCUGGAGACAAAAAUUACUCUGCUGAGGAUUCUGCAGAAGUUUCAAUUUAAGACCUGCUCAGAGACUGAGAUUCCUUUGCAGCUGAAAUCCAAAGCCACACUUGGACCAAAAAAUGGAGUCUACAUUAUGCUAGAAUCUCGCUAAAAGAAAACGUAGAACCUGAAGCCUCCUGGGAUGGGAGCCCUCAUUCAGUGACUCACUGGGUAUAAUUAUUUUUCAGAAUCCCAAAGACAAGUAGGAGCCGAAGUCCUGAUGAUGGUCAGUAGGUGCUGCGACACUGCCCUCCUGUGGGAGAUCCUCCAGCCACUUUUUAAGACGCGAUGUGGGCUCCACAGUCAUUUGGUGGUUUUCAAAUUGCUGUGAAUAAUAUCUGUAAAGAAGUAUCCCACUUUUACUUUUCUGCAUUACACUUCCUUUCACUCCUCUUUGAGAAUGCUUUUUUCAUGCUCAAGUUCAAUGAAUGGAGCAGGUGUUAAGCGUACACUAGAUUUACAAUAGCUUUUAAUUACAGUUCAUUAUCUCACACAUCCUUCUCAUGUGCUUCUAAGUCCCUGCUCUAGAGAAAGCCCAAGAGGCACCACAGUUAUAGCAGAAGACCUGGGAUCCAGUACGUUGGGUUUUUUCCUGAACUCUGCUAAAACUCAAAGUGGAGUCUCCUGCACAAUGCUUAAUCUCUCCCUGUGUCUGUAAAGUGGAAGAAGUUGCACUUCUUCAUGAUUUUAGAGUGAUUUGAAAUGCACUUAGAUUAACAAUUUGCACUUGGGGCAUUGCAUUGACAUGACUGAGGAGGAAUGAAGAGCUCCCCUGUUUACCAGUUAAGUUCCGGUAGCUAAGAUCAAAGAAACGAGGUGGCAGCCAUUUCCUGGUUACUAAACUGCUGUUGGAAAUGUGGAGAGAAGAAGAUACAGAAAUUUAAUAAAAGCAGGAAGACUGGAGGCAAUUUAAGGAUGUUCAGAAGGUGUUGGUACAACAUCUGCU
Messenger RNA from Egretta garzetta (little egret), 2563 nucleotides. It is a transcript of the gene TBXAS1, whose product is annotated as thromboxane A synthase 1. The record is from RefSeq and is a predicted model, not a curated record. The transcript is spliced from 14 exons. NCBI's taxonomy places the organism in Eukaryota, Metazoa, Chordata, Aves, Pelecaniformes, Ardeidae. Gene Ontology annotation, molecular function: monooxygenase activity; oxidoreductase activity, acting on paired donors, with incorporation or reduction of molecular oxygen; heme binding. The coding region runs from base 122 to 1729 and encodes 535 amino acids.